Apis florea (little honeybee) is the source of this 2856-nucleotide messenger RNA. RefSeq names its product ATP binding cassette subfamily D member Pmp70 (gene Pmp70). NCBI's taxonomy places the organism in Eukaryota, Metazoa, Arthropoda, Insecta, Hymenoptera, Apidae. Gene Ontology annotation, molecular function: ATP binding; ABC-type transporter activity; long-chain fatty acid transmembrane transporter activity. Gene Ontology annotation, biological process: long-chain fatty acid import into peroxisome; very long-chain fatty acid catabolic process; fatty acid beta-oxidation. The record is from RefSeq and is a predicted model, not a curated record. Gene Ontology annotation, cellular component: peroxisomal membrane.
AAAAAUGGUGAAAUUGACGAAUAAUAAUGAUGGAGUGACAAACGAAACUAACUUAUCGAUAUGGCUGAUUCAUCGGAUGACCACCCCACUACAAGUUCGCUUUAUGUUUAAACUGGACGUAGAAGUGUCGAGACCGUCGUAAAAGACGGUGAAUUUUUAGUUGAUCCUUCAUAGUAGAAAGAAUGGCGUUAACACUUAGUAAAUUCGUGACUAAACGCACAGUGAUUAGUAUUUGUACAUUAUCUACAUUAAUAUGGAUAUUAAAAAGAAGAAACCGGAAACAGGUUGCAAAAUACAGAAAUAUUUGGCCUGUUGAAGAUAUACAAUAUAUUAUUAAAGAGGAAAAACCAAAAGGACCUAAAGCUCAUGUAAAUGCGAGAUUUUUUCGACAAUUAUAUCAAUUGCUUAAAAUUGGUAUACCCUCAAUAGUAUCUUCUGAAUUUGCCUUUGUUCUCCUUAUCGCAGGUACACUUAUUACAAAAUCUUUUUGUGAUCUCUGGAUGAUAAAUAUGAGCACUUUAAUUGAAUCAUCAAUUCUUAAAAUGGAUAAAUCUUUAUUUAAAAGACGUCUACUUAAAUUCUUAGCUGUAUUACCAAUGAUAUCUAUUGUGAACAACGUACUGAAAUAUAGUAUAUACGAAAUGAAGCUAAGGUUACGCACAAAUAUUACACGAAGUUUAUUGGAUCAAUAUCUUAAUGGUUUUAUUUAUUACAAAAUGAAUAAUUUAGAUAACCGUAUAGCAAAUCCAGAUCAACUUUUAACUACUGAUGUUGAUAAAUUUUGUGAAAGUUGUACAGAUCUAUAUAGUAAUCUUACAAAACCUUUAUUAGAUAUUAUCAUUUAUGUUUAUAGGCUCACAUCUACUCUUGGUAGUGAAACUCCAGUAAUUAUGCUUUCAUAUCUCAUUUUUGCUGGAAUGAUAAUAACUCAUUUGCGUAAACCUAUCAGUCAAAUGACAAUAAAAGAACAACAUUUAGAGGGUGAAUAUCGUCAUAUUAAUUCAAGAAUAAUCACUAAUUCUGAGGAAAUAGCAUUUUACCAAGGAAAUAAUCGAGAAAAAUUAAUUUUGUUAACUAGUUUUCAUAAACUUGUAACACAUCUUCGCAAAUAUCUAGAAUUCAGAACUCUCAUAGGAAUAAUUGAUAAUUUUGUUGGUAAAUAUAUGGGAACUGUAAUUGGUUUCUACGCAGUGAGUUUACCUUUCUUCAUAGAAAAUCAUUCUAUUCUCUCAGGAACUCCUAAUCAUCGAUUUAGGAGUUAUUAUACAUAUGGUCGUAUGUUAGUAAAAUUGGCAGAAGCUAUUGGUAGAUUAGUUUUAGCUGGAAGAGAAAUGACGCGAUUGGCAGGAUUUACUGCAAGAGUUAGUGAGAUAAAGAUCGUUCUUAAUGAUUUAAAAACAGGAAAAUAUAAAAGAACAAUGAUUUCUGAUUUCAAAAAUGAUCCGAUUGGAAUUCCGGGUAUAGGAAAAAUAAUAAACAAAGACAAUAUCAUAAAAUUCGACCAUGUACCUCUGAUAACACCUAAUGGAGAUAUUCUUAUCAAAGAACUAUCAUUUGAAGUUAAAUCAGGAAUGAAUGUGUUAGUUUGUGGUCCAAAUGGUUGUGGAAAAAGUUCUUUGUUUAGAAUUCUUGGAGAAUUAUGGCCAGUUUGGAAUGGAACAAUUACCAAACCUCCUCGAGGAAAAUUAUUCUACAUUCCUCAACGUCCUUAUAUGACUUUGGGUACACUAAGAGAUCAAAUAAUUUAUCCUCAUACCAAGACGGAAAUGAUACGACGCGGACAAAUGACUGAUGCUGAUUUGAAGAAAUUAUUAGAUCUCGUUCAAUUGGGUCAUCUAUUAGAAAGAGAAAAUCUUACAAGUAGUGAAGGGCAAGGUUGGGAUGUUGUAGCUGAUUGGAUGGAUGUUUUGUCUGGUGGUGAAAAACAACGUAUAGCUAUGGCACGACUUUUCUAUCAUAAACCACAAUUUGCAAUUUUGGAUGAAUGUACAAGUGCUGUUAGUGUUGAUGUCGAAGAUUCAAUGUACUUGUACUGUAAACAAACUAAUAUUACAUUAUUCACAGUAUCACAUCGACGGUCUCUUUGGAAACAUCAUGAGUAUUAUUUACGAAUGGAUGGAAGAGGUAAUUAUGAAUUUAAAACUAUCGAACCGGAUACAAAAGAAUUUGGAUCGUGAAUUUCCAUGUUCCUUGCAUUUAAUAAUACUUUAAUAAUGCAAGAGAUUAUCAAUUUAUAUUCGAUUAAUUUCGAAUAAUUUAAAUGUAAAUUUGCAGUGUAUAGCAUAUCUCUAUAUAUAUUGUAUGUAUUGUAUCUUUCUUUGGUUAGAAUCUAGAUUUAUGAAUAUUCAUAUUGUAUAUUUUUAUAUACUGUAUUUUUAUAUACUAUAUAUUUUUAUAUUGUUAUUUUUUUAUGAAAAAUGAUAAGAAAUAACAAAAAAUAUUAUAUAAAAAUACACUGCAAUUUAGGCCUUAAUGUAAUUAAUUCAAAAAAAAUUAAUAUGUGAUUUAAAUAAUUGUACAUUUCUUCUAAUAUUAUUGAAAAAAGGGAGAAAAAUUUAUGGGAACAUAAUUUUCCGGAUAUAAAUUUAAGCUAUCAUAAAAAUAAUAUAUUUUUGAUACAAUUUUUCAAAUUUACAUCAUACAAAAUGUUAAAUUGUAUCAUAUAUGCAUUAAAAGUAUCUAAUUAAUUUUGAAUGAAUGUAAAAUAUCGUAAUUUGAAUAUAAUUUAAAUCAUUUUCCAUUUUAAUAGUCAGUAAUAAAAUUAUGAUUUGUUAUGUGUUGAUCACAUUAAAUAAAUUGCCAGAAUUUAUAUCAAAUUGCUGGACAAUAAGAAUGUGAAAUAAAGAUGAUAUAAAA